CCGCUAAUGAUUCCUGUAGGAGCCGUAAUGGCUGAGGGCUGCCCAGCAUGUCAGGUAUUAACAGAUCGAGUGUGAUUAAAUGUGGGAGGUAGGAGCUGUGAGGCUGGCGGAGAGCGCUGCCGCCGCUGCGAGCUGGAAACUACUGAAUGGGAAUCUAUCCGGCAACUUCAACACACUGCUGUCUCACGUCGACGCGAGGGCUCUGCGUAAAACCAAGCGGCGCGUCUCCAAGUGUGUCCAGCGCACAGACGGAGAGGACGCUCAAGUUGGAUCGGACGAGCAGCUUUUCACUUGUUCCCGGCGCUCGGCUCCCGCGAACAUGCCUGCUAUCAAAAAGGAGAGGCUGGACGGCGACGACAUGGCACUGACCGCCUUCAACCAGUCCGAAUACCUGGCCCCUUUAAAUGCCACCGCUAUCCCCGUGGUGACCCCGCACCCGCCGCCCUACGAUCACAUUUUCGCCCAUCACCGCGCGUACUUGGGGCUCCACGACUCGACGCUGCAUCACCAGCACCUCCACCAUCACACGGACGACUUGAUGCUGGAGAGGUUCUCCUCCAUCCCGGACUUUCAGCCCUUUUUCGACAACGGGGAGCCGUGCAUCGAGGUGGAGUGCGGCGAAAACAAGGCUUUGCUUUAUAUCAAUAAGCUGUGCCAAGGCAGUAAGGGCCCCUCGAUAAAAUACCGGGGUGAGUGGCUCACCCCCAACGAGUUCCAGUUUGUCAGUGGACGAGAGACUGCCAAAGAUUGGAAACGGAGCAUUAGACACAAAGGGAAAAGUCUCAAGACUCUCAUGUCAAAAGGAAUCUUACAGGUGCAUCCACCAAUCUGCGAUUGUCCUGGCUGCCGAAUUUCAUCUCCGGUGAACCGCGGGCGCUUGGCUGAGAAGCGGACCAUCCCUGUACCCCCCAACCGGGUGCCCAAGAAGGAGCUGGCCUCCAUCUUCAGCAGUGACGACAGUGAAGGCAGUGAGCGUGCCAGUGGGGACCAUGCCCACAUCAAGCAGGAGGACGAGCUGCAUUACAGUAUCAUGAGAAAAAGCCGGGACAGUGACCUCUCAACAAUCAUCUCCAACUUGCACCACACCAGACAGCACGGUAUGCCCGAAGGCCAGUCAGCGUCUGACCACAGCACGAGUACUGGACACACAGAUGACCUUCUAGGCAAGAGGAGAAGUCUCUCCUCCAACAGCAGCAGCGAGUGUCCCUCUGAGAGCAAGAAGUCACGCAGCGUAUCCCCCAAAGAGAACUCCCAGAGCCCGGCGGUGGAGGCGGGCGGCAGCUACGGCCACAUGAGCCCCGAGGAACACUACAGACGCAUGAUGUCAGCGCUCAGCGAGCAAGGCUCCUACGAGGAGCAGCAGCAACGCCUCUACCAGCUGGCGAGCAGCAUGGGUCUGCCCGGCCAUGACAUCCUACGUGCUCGCCAGGAGGCGUUAGCUGCAGCAGUGAGGAAUCCAGGGGCUUUAGAAGCUCACCUGCCCUCAGCGGGCAGUUCGUCUUCAUCCAGCCAGAGACGCAAGCAGGGUCUGCCGCAGCACCGGGACGCACAUUACACCGACAGGGAACUUUCUCACCCUCCACCCUUACUGUCCCCCCCAAGUGCCCCUCACAUCGCCUUAGGACCUCACCUGCGGCCUCCUUUCCUCGGCAUGCCGUCUGCACUUUGCCAAACUCCCGGUUACGGUUUCCUUCAGCCAGCUCAAGCGGAGAUCUUUGCUCGGCAACAAGAGAUGUUGAGGAAGCAGAAUCUUGCCAGACUUGAGAUGUCGGCGGAGCUGCUGAGACAAAAGGAGCUGGAGAACCUCCAGCGGCAGCAGCAGCAGCGCCUGCUGGGCCCCGAGCCUCUGGGAGGUCUACCUCCAGGUUUGCCCCCAGACCAUCCGGCGCUGCGAAGCCUCAACGACAUCCCAGAGGGCCACCCGCUCCGCGAGGAACUGGCGCGCCGCUCAAACGCCAUGCUGGUGCUUCGCCACGGGGCUGCCACGCCCCUUCUAACCCUCAAUCACCAGCAGCAACAAGCAGGGACAUCUUCCACAUCCAAAGACGCCCGGGCGCACAGCGCCACCGCCAGGCCAGACACCGAUUCAAGGAAGGCUCCCCAAAGGGACACCCAGACUCAGCUCAGUACUGGAGAUCACACAGGAGGACGUGGAGCCAAGGAGGCGCAGGAUGAGGAGAUGAAGGACUCGGACAUUGAGACGGAGAUGUGUGAGGAGAAGCAGGAAGGAGCAGCUGCCAAAUCCACCAGUAGACCCAGGAAGCGGGAGGGGGAUAAAGACACUUGUAACAAGGGAGCAUGUGACAGCGCCAAGGAAAUGGGAGAGGGCUCAGGCAGACUGAGCGCCCCCUGUAGUUUGGCAGGUGCAGAGUCACCCAGUCGACACCUCUUGACUCCUGCACUUGGCAAAGGCGACAUCAAGUACCCACCUGCCACCUGGGUCAUGCCCCCUCUGCCUGCGCUGCACGCACAGUCUCUGCCCUUUGGCUUCCCAUACACAAACCCCUACUUUCACACGGGAUCUGUGGGGGGUCUUGUGGACGGGGAGGAGUCAGCCACAGCGAACACUGUGGAGGAUAUCAGCAAGUGGAGCGUGGGUGUGUGCGGCUUCAUCAGCAGCCUGGCCGGAUGUGCUGAAUACACACAGGUGUUCCGGGAGCACGCCAUCGACGGGGAGACUUUACCUCUGCUUACGGAGGAGCACCUGCUCAACACCAUGGGACUAAAGCUGGGGCCUGCACUCAAGAUCCGCUCACAGGUGGCGCGGCGUGUUGGCAGGCUCUUCUACAUGACUGGCUUCCCGUUGGCGUUCCCCUUUCCGCCUGCUGCUCCACUACGGCCACCAGAACGGGACCGAGACCCUCUGACCGCACAGUCCGACACAGCCUUGCCCCUCUCCCUGCCGCACAGACCCACAUCCGCCAGCAGCAGCUCGUCUCCUUACAGCGGCCCCAACCCUGGGUGCUCCUCCCCCAAGCAGGAAAAUGGUAAUGGAUCCACGGUGCUGGGAAGAUUCAAGGCUAAAUCUCCUUCAUAAAACAGGGCCGACCUGCUUCACAGCAACUGGACAAGCAGAGGGACUGCAGCAGAGAGACGGACUGUGGGGCUUCACCCCCACCUUUGGGAUAUUUAAGAUGAAACUUAUUGUAAAAUACUAGCCAACAUGGAUCGCAUCAGGCAAACCAAUCAGCUUCUGAGUUGCUUCUUCUGAGUUGCGCUGGCUGUAGCCGAGCAGAAUCCAAAGAAACUGGGCUGGAGAGAGACGCGCGAGGGAAUAAAGAGGAAAAGGAGACAGCUGGUCACAGACAGCCUGCCAAAACACACACACACAAAAAAAGCGACGUCCUGCCACAAACGCGACAUUCUUGCAAGUGAGACGCAAGCAGAAACUCUUCCUUCCUCCCUUUUGCUCUUUCUCUCCAUCUCUGACUGCUCUCACCACAAAGCCUGCAGAACCCAGACAUUAAAGACGCCUCACUCCUCCCCCCGCCGUGAGGCGCACACUGCGCAGCACCGGAUCUGUCCAACGCCCUCUUAUCGCUGUAACUAUGCAUUCCACCGUCCCGAUACCAAAGAUGACCAGAGGUGUGUGGAAUUGGAAACAUUUCAUGAGACAUUUUUUUUAAUGUUUUGCUCGACAGUCUCGGAGCAGUCCGACAGGGGAGCGGCGGGCUCGUAGCCUCACGUGACGGACUCUAUUUGAGGCGACGCAGCCGUCACAGGCGGAGCUUAAAAAUGACGCUGAAAGAGAAAAGCCUCAACACGUGCGGCUCGUGUCCUUGUAUACUUGUGUUGACUACUGUGGGAGUUAAAAAGCAAAAUGCGCAAAAUUGUACAGAAUCACGCCCAAGAUGAAAAUAUCCUGAAGGUUACACACGUGGUACUUUUUCUUUGUUUAAAUGUAGUUGCACGAAUAAGGUUUUCUUUACUGAAAAAUGUGACUUGCUGAAAUUUGGUACUUUUUGUUCAUUUUUGUUAUGUUUUUUUUUUAAGUAUUAAGACGCUCCACUCUUGAAUGCUACGUCAGCAUAUAAAUGGAAAAAAAUAUUUAUAGGACUUCUGAUGUCGUAGAUAAAGCAGAUUAUAUGUAUUAUCAUUAGCCCUCGAUACAGAUUCCAAAGAUACCUUUACUUUGUUUUCUCUUGGUUGCAGGGGAAAGGCACAGAGCUCUUAAUGCAAAUUUAAUUUGUUAUGGAUUUUUUUUUUUUUUUUAAGUAUGCAAGCAAUUAAAAAUGGUCUCUAGAUUUCUCUUCAA
Messenger RNA from Thalassophryne amazonica, 4255 nucleotides. RefSeq names its product sterile alpha motif domain containing 11 (gene samd11). Gene Ontology annotation, molecular function: RNA polymerase II cis-regulatory region sequence-specific DNA binding; protein binding; DNA-binding transcription activator activity, RNA polymerase II-specific. The record is from RefSeq and is a predicted model, not a curated record. Lineage: Eukaryota; Metazoa; Chordata; Actinopteri; Batrachoidiformes; Batrachoididae. Gene Ontology annotation, biological process: positive regulation of transcription by RNA polymerase II.